Anneissia japonica is the source of this 1182-nucleotide messenger RNA. RefSeq lists its product as uncharacterized. NCBI's taxonomy places the organism in Eukaryota, Metazoa, Echinodermata, Crinoidea, Comatulida, Comatulidae. The transcript has a single exon. The record is from RefSeq and is a predicted model, not a curated record. Gene Ontology annotation, biological process: regulation of phosphatidylinositol 3-kinase/protein kinase B signal transduction; mitotic cytokinesis. Bases 1 to 1182 code for a protein of 393 amino acids.
AUGAACGAGACACUUGGCCGGACGACGACUGCGACAAAGAGCACCGACGAUGUAUGUGUCGGCGGAGCCUCCUCCGAAUCGGACCGGCUGCGAAAGAAAGAAGAAGAAAUCGUUUUCCUGAAAACCGUCGUGCAGAGCAUCGACGUGCUGAAGCUUUUGCUGAACGACUAUGGAGGUUCGAUCGAUUCGUUGAAACUGGAACUCAAGAAGAAGAACCUAAACAUCGAGCAAUUGCAAUUCAGACUGCACAGACCCAAACUCGAUUCGUCGGUCGAUCUCAAAGAGCACAAAUUGUUCGUGCCCGGGCACGACAAGGAGGUUCUCGACCAACUGCUGAGGGACAACGUGCGAUUGCGAACCGUCCUCAACUCGAAUUACAGUUCCGAGGAAGUGGCGGAAGCGAAGAAGACGAUCGCCGCUCUCAGGAAAAGGAUAGCCGAACUUUCGUUCGAGGUCCGUACGAAAGAUAAGGAGCUGACCGAGUACCUGAGCGCUACGAAUUCUUCCGACUCGGAAAAGGACGUCGCGAUUAGAAAACUGACGUCGGAGCUGAAUGAGUGCUACGGACAGCGCAGUUACGCCGACGACGUCUGCCGAACGCUCUGCCGCGAGAUCAAACGGAUGAGAUCGAAGAUCGACGAUCUGGUAACGGGCAAGAUCGACGUGGCUCGGGAGCCGAGGGAUUACGAACGAAGGGAAAAGGAUGUCGGCGAACAGAGAAAUUGUGGGUCUCUCUCAUCGGAAGAUCGAUGCAAGGUCUUGGAGGAACAAGUGUCGAGCUUGGCAAGGGAAAACGCCGAACUUUCGAAACAGCUGAAGGAAGUCAUAAGCAUAAACACCAGAUGGCAACGUUACUCGGAUCAACGUGAAGCGCACGUCAUCAAGCUUACGGGAGAAAUCCAGUCGCUUUCAGCGAGGAACGAAAUGUUGGAGAGGGAUUGCCGCGAACUGCGCAUGGGCCUGGAUAAGAAAUGCCGAGAGCUUGAUGACUUGCGUUUCGCAAAAACAAACGAAAGUGCCGCCGUCGGGGAAGUUUCGUACGAGGAGGAAGAGGAGGAAGAAGAGCCGUUGAGAUGUCCCAGGUGUUUCAAAGCUUACACCGUCAUGGAACACGCUUCGUUGAUGCAGCACGUCUUCGAUUGCGGCGGCGGACACGACAAAGAUUUCGAUGUAUUUUAUUAA